UACCUAAAGAAGUUACUGCAGCGGCACACGUAGCCUACUUGUGCUCGUCCCUAAAUUUCUCUCAUACAGUCCUAAUCGUCAUUAAUAUAGGAAGGCUACCGUGGAAAUAUAGAAAAUCGCAAUUCACAGUUGCAAAACUUCUCUCUGUGGACUUUUACAUUCAUCAUAUCAGUCGGCUGUUCGGUUCUGAAACACAAGGGGAGAUUGCGGGACGAAUUACUAUUAAGCUCCAUCAUCUUUAUUAAGUUUCUACGCAGCUGUAACGUGUUGAACAUGUUAUUGCUCUUUCUAUUGUUUUUUUUCAUGGACGGUGUGUCUGCAGAGACGGAGACCGUGAUGGAGGGAGAUUCUGUUACUCUACACACCAAUCUUUCUGAAAUACUGAACGAUGAUACGAUACUGUGGCUGUUUGGACCUAAAGAAUCUCUCAUAUCUCAAAUAACGAGAAAGGGUGACUUGAACUCAAUUUAUUUCACAGAUGAUGAGAAAUUCAGACACAGAUUACAGGUGGACCAAAACACUGGAUCUCUCACCGUCAGAAACAUCAGAAUCAGACACUCGGGACAAUAUAAACUCUCCAUCUCUAGAGAAAUGAUUACCAUAAAGAUAUUUCAUGUUACUGUCUUUGGUGUGGUUAAUGAGACGGAUGAAGUGAAGUCCGAGUCAGUGAUGGAGGGAGAAUCUGUCACUCUAAACGCUGAUGUUGAAGUACAGAGAGAUGAUCUGAUCGUGUGGAGGUUUGGAGAUAGAGGAAUUCUCCUGGCUAAAAUUGAUGUGGAAACUAAAGAGACUUCAUUAAACGACGAUGAUGAGAGAUUCAGAGACCGACUGAAGAUAGAUCAUCAGACUGGAACUCUGACCAUCAAGAACACCAGAACCGAACACAGUGGACUUUAUGAACUUCAGAUCAGAGGCCGUGAGAGCUCACAGCGAUUCCUUCUUUCUGUCACUGCUGUUUCAGAUCCGGGUCUGUCUCCGGGUGCUAUUGCAGGAAUAACUGUUGCUGUUCUUCUGGUUCUGGUUGUAGUUGUGAUUUACCAUCUCUACAUGAUCUCUAAACUAAAAAACCAAGUCGCUAAGGAAAAAUCAGGGGCUCAGGGAAAUGCCCUUCUCGAGACUGGUGUUAAAAUAAAGACAGAUGAUCUGAUACUGUGGACGUUUGGACUUGAAAACCAUCUCGUUGCUACAGUUGAUUCAAGUUCAUUUAAUAUUGAUGAGAGUUUCGGAGCCAGAUUUAUUGACGGAGACAGACUAAAGCUGGAUCGUAAGACUGGAUCUCUGACCAUCAAAAACAUCGAACCUAAAGACUAUGGACAUUAUAAACUACAGAUCGUCAACAAAAAACAGACCAAAUUCAAGAGAUUCAAUGUGUUCGACCCUGCUGAGGAAAUAUCAGUGGCUGAGGGAAAUGAUGUCCCUCUCAAGGUGGUGGGUGUUAAAAUCAAGCCAGGUGAUGUGAUACUGUGGACGUUUGGAGCUGAAAACUGUCUUGUUGCUAGAGCCGAUUCAGAAACAAUUGUUUAUAAUAAUAAGAGAUUCGGAGACAGAGUGGAGCUGAAUCCUCAGACUGGAUCUCUGACCAUCAAAGACAUAAAAAAAAAAGACUCUGGACAUUAUAAAUUACAGAUCUUCAACGCAGAACAGGCCAAAUUCAAGAGAUUCAUUGUGACAGUCGCUGGAAAAUCAGCUUAUGCAAAAACAGCUUCUGUGAAGGAAGAGAGAACGUAUAAACCUUCGCAUGGGCAAAAUCCGCUGAUGGAGACUCAUGUUAAUGAAUGAAUGAUAAGACACACCCAACUGUGCUAUUCACAGUGAUGUCACAAAACAAUUGAUACUGUACAUAAUAGGCAGCCGAUGUAGUUUUGGCAGUGCCGGGCUAAUGCAUGCACAAACGUACGCUCAAAGCUUUCAAUCGAUUCCAACCUACAGGAGGUGGAGCUGAGACACGAGGAAAGGAAACGAGGAUGCAAAAAUAAGAAUUGAGAAGCACCCAAAGUAAACUGCCUAUGGAACAAUGUAACCCAGUUCCAUGUGACUGCUUUCUGAUUAUUGUGUUGUUGCAUUCCUGAUUUUGCUGUCGCGUGUGCAUCCCUGGUGAGAUACUUAUCUACCAGUUCAGUUUAUUAAAUGAACUUUCUUUUACUUAAACUGCUCUGCCGUACUAUUUCAAUUUGUAUAACUUUGAAUUAUACAUAUAUUGCUUAUCCAUAUAUUGCUUGAACUGUAUACAAGGUAAAUAGCCUCACUCAUACACGACUGCCCUGCUGAAAUUGGAUAACCUGAAGUAUUAUAACCUGUAACCUUUUGAUAUUUUUCUACAAAAGUGAAAAGUGUAUCUUUUGUUCAAAUAAAUGUAUUUGAUAAAGACAAAA
This is a messenger RNA of Pimephales promelas (fathead minnow), 2372 nucleotides long. The record is from RefSeq and is a predicted model, not a curated record. Lineage: Eukaryota; Metazoa; Chordata; Actinopteri; Cypriniformes; Leuciscidae.